Cavenderia fasciculata is the source of this 1437-nucleotide messenger RNA. It is a transcript of the gene fszA, whose product is annotated as mitochondrial cell division protein. The transcript is spliced from 2 exons. The record is from RefSeq and is a predicted model, not a curated record. Gene Ontology annotation, molecular function: GTP binding; GTPase activity. Bases 1 to 1437 code for a protein of 478 amino acids. Gene Ontology annotation, biological process: organelle fission; cell division. Lineage: Eukaryota; Evosea; Eumycetozoa; Acytosteliales; Cavenderiaceae. Gene Ontology annotation, cellular component: cell division site; cytoplasm.
AUGAUGAUGAACUAUCUAAGGGUAAAGGGCUGUAAAGAAGUAUCAAGAGUCUUUAUUGCUUCAAACUUGUUUCAAUGUAAACCAACUGUUGAUACUCAUUUAAAUAUUAGAAAAUAUUCAAAGAUAACAUCAGUAGAUGAUGGUAAUUGGAUUAGUAUACCACGUAUUACAGUGUGUGGAGUUGGAGGUGGAGGAUGUAACUCUGUCAACAAUAUGAUCAAGAAACAAUUAUAUGGUGUCGAUUUUGUGAUUACAAACACUGACGCACAAGCAUUGGCAACAUCUGACGCUGAAAAGGCUGUCCAAUUGGGCAAGCUCUUGACCAGAGGUUUGGGUGCAGGUGCCAACCCAGAUAUUGGUAAACGUGCCUGUGAAGAAUCACUCGAUGAAUUGUUGGACCAAAUUGGUGACACACAGAUGUUGUUUGUCACUGCUGGUAUGGGUGGAGGCACUGGCACUGGAGCAGCUGCUGUUCUCGCUGCCGCUGCCAAGGCCAAGGGCAUCUUGACUGUCGGCAUUGUUACCAAACCCUUCCAAUUUGAAGGACGUCAUCGUAUGCGUAUGGCCGAGCAGGGAUUGGCCGAGCUUGAAAAGUCGGUCGACUCGCUCUUGGUGAUCCCCAAUCAAAAGUUGAUGGAGGUGUUCCCAGAGAUCAACAUCCACAAUGCCUUUUCAAUGGUCGAUGACGUGCUCUACAACGGUGUCAGAGGUAUCUCUGAUAUUUUGGUCAAGCCCGGUCUCAUCAAUCUCGAUUUUGCCGAUGUCAAGACGAUCAUGUGCGACAGCGGCAAGACACUGAUGGGUGUUGGUGAGGCCGAGGGCAAAGGUAGAGACCUCCUUGCUGCCGAGCAGGCACUCAACAACCCCCUCUUGGAGAACAUCAACAUCUCGGGUGCCAAGGGCGUGCUCAUCAACGUCUCUGGCAGCGACGCCACUCUCCAAGAGGUUGACCAAAUCGUCAACAUCGUUUCUAGCAAGGUCGACCCUGCUGCAAACAUAAUCUUUGGUUCUACUUUGGACAGUGAAGCAAAUGGUCGUAUUAGAGUUACUUUGAUUGUUACUGGUAUCAAUCAACCAAAUAUUGUCCCACAACCACCUGUCACUGAUCAACAAGUUGUUUUUGGUCAACAACAGAGACCAGUAGGUCAACAACCAUUACAACAAAAAUAUGAACAUACUAAACAACAACAACAACAACAACAACAACAAAUUCCACAACAACAAUUUGUUAAUCCAGUAGUUCAACAACAACAUUAUCAACAACAACAACAAAUCUAUCAACAACAACAACCACAACAAUUCCAACAACAACCACCAUAUCCAAUUAAUCCACAACAACAACAACAACAACAACAACAACCACAAUACUUGCAACCAGAAAUGACAGAAAUGGAACAACCAAAGAAGAAAAAGGGAUUAUUUGAUUGGUACAAUUAA